GUCAAAGUCCACACACGGCCUCCUGUGCCCAGUCUUUUCCCACCUUCCCCUUGUUAUAUUUCCCUUACCCACAAUGAAAUUCCAUUACCAUUGCCUUAGCAGCCACAACAACAACAACUACUACUACCACAACGAAGCUUUCCACACCAAAUCAAAUCAUAAAAAUCCUAGAUAAGAAAAACCCAAUUCCAGAUCAGUGACCAAGAUCGAUGGCAGACGCUCCAGCGUAUGAUCCGAACCUUCCAGCCGUGCCACCAUGGCUAAACAAAGGCGACAACGCCUGGCAGCUGACUGCAGCCACCUUAGUCGGCCUUCAAAGCAUGCCAGGCCUUGUAAUCCUCUACGGCAGCAUCGUCAAGAAGAAGUGGGCCGUCAAUUCAGCUUUUAUGGCACUCUACGCAUUCGCAGCCGCUCUUAUACUCUGGGUUCUCGUCUGCUAUCGCAUGGCCUUUGGAGACAAGCUCUUACCUUUCUGGGGGAAGGGCGCGCCUGCACUCGGCCAGAAAUACCUCAUCGCGCAAGCUAAGAUCCCCGAGAGCGGGCACAACCAUAGAAAUGGAACGAAGGAAUCUCCUAUGACAGAGCCUCUCUAUCCCAUGGCUUCCCUUGUCUAUUUCGAAUUCACAUUUGCUGCCAUCACACUCAUUCUAUUGGCUGGUGGGGUCCUCGGUCGGAUGAAUAUCAAGGCGUGGAUGGCCUUUGUUCCUCUCUGGCUCAUCUUCUCUUACACCGUUGGCGCUUUUAGUCUUUGGGGCGGCGGUUUUCUCUACCAAUGGGGUGUCAUUGACUACUCUGGUGGUUAUGUCAUUCAUGUCUCUUCGGGAAUUGCCGGAUUCGUUGCGGCUUAUUGGGUGGGCCCGAGAUUGAAGAGUGAUAGGGAGAGAUUCCCUCCUAACAACGUCUUGCUGAUGCUGGCGGGUGCUGGGCUUCUAUGGAUGGGGUGGUCUGGAUUCAACGGUGGAACACCUAACGCGGCCAACAUCACCUCAUCGGUAGCUGUUCUCAACACCAAUGUGUGUGCGGCGACGAGCCUUCUUGUAUGGACUUGUUUGGAUGUGGCCUUCUUUGGGAGACCGUCGGUGAUCGGAGCCGUCCAAGGGAUGAUUACUGGACUGGUCUGUAUUACUCCUGGAGCAGGGCUAGUGCAAGGGUGGGCCGCAGUUGUGAUGGGUAUUCUAUCAGGCAGCAUCCCAUGGUUUACAAUGAUGAUUCUCCACAAGAAGUCUACGCUACUGCAGCAGGUGGACGACACGCUCGCUGUAUUCCAUACACAUGCAGUGGCGGGGGCGCUUGGCGGCGCGCUCACGGGCCUCUUCGCAGAGCCUACACUCUGCAGCCUCCUCUUACCAGUGAAGAACUCGAGGGGCGCAUUCUAUGGUGGAAAUGGAGGAGUGCAAUUCCUGAAGCAGCUAGUGGGAGCAUUAUUCGUUAUCGGUUGGAACAUCAUAUCGACGACCGUGAUCCUACUUUUCAUAAGGUUGUUCAUGCCAUUGAGGAUGCCUGAACAUGAGCUUGUUAUCGGAGACGAUGCGGUCCAUGGCGAAGAAGCUUAUGCACUAUGGGGUGAUGGGGAGAAAUAUGAUCCUACAAGGCAUGGAUAUGGCAACUCCGUUGAGAACACGCCGGCCCGCGUCGCUAUAGGUGCACGAGGUGUGACUAUCCAAUUGUAAUGAGAUAGCUAAAAAUGAGAGAGAUUAAUUCACAUCUUUGAGUGCUAUUUUGCUGGGUGUACAGUUAAUGAGUCAUGUUCAUGUGUUACAGGUUGUACAGUCGUGCAAUGGUAUCUAUAUAUCUUUUUGUAGGAGCAUUGACCCUCCACAUGCAUGCACACGUGCUAAUAUGAGACAUGAUUGUGAAA
This is a messenger RNA of Magnolia sinica, 1858 nucleotides long. Its product is annotated as ammonium transporter 2-like. Gene Ontology annotation, cellular component: plasma membrane. Gene Ontology annotation, molecular function: ammonium channel activity. The record is from RefSeq and is a predicted model, not a curated record. Gene Ontology annotation, biological process: ammonium transmembrane transport. NCBI's taxonomy places the organism in Eukaryota, Viridiplantae, Streptophyta, Magnoliopsida, Magnoliales, Magnoliaceae. The transcript has 4 exons. The coding region runs from base 210 to 1670 and encodes 486 amino acids.